Molecule: messenger RNA, 1608 nt
Organism: Trichomycterus rosablanca
Lineage: Eukaryota; Metazoa; Chordata; Actinopteri; Siluriformes; Trichomycteridae
Gene: riox2
Product: ribosomal oxygenase 2
Exons: 10
Coding region: 48-1502 (484 amino acids)
Cellular component (GO): nucleolus
Molecular function (GO): histone H3K36 demethylase activity; histone H3K4 demethylase activity
Source: RefSeq, a predicted model, not a curated record
AGCGGUGAUAUUACAGGGUUUCCACGUGGGAUCGUCCUCAGUACACCAUGCCAAAAAAAGGCAGAACCGCAGUGAACGAUCAUGAGAAGCAGAAGGACACGGCGGUACCAGCUAAGCAGAGAAAGAAGGAUGAUAUCAGCCCACGUUCUCCGCUGUGCUUCGACUCUCCAGCCAGUCUGUUCCAGAGUCUGAUCUCUCCCGUGCAGGCGGACGAGUUCUUCCGUGAUUACUGGGAGAAGAAGCCACUACACCUGCAGAGAUCAGAUCCAGAUAUCGCUUCAUACUAUCAGUCACUUUUUCAGCUGUCUGAUCUUAAACAGCUGUGCGCUCAGGGCCUGGAGUACACCCGAGACCUGAACGCGGUCUGCUGUAAAGACGGCGCCAAGUCGGUCAUGAACAAUGAAGGAAAGGUUAAAUACACUCAGCUGAAAAAGCAGUUUGAUCAAAAGAAGGCCACCAUACAGUUUCACCAGCCGCAGAGAUUUAAGGAUGAGCUGUGGCGUAUACAGGAGCGUUUGGAGUCUUUCUUCGGGGCGCUGGUAGGCUCCAACGUCUACAUCACACCUGAAAAAUCUCAGGGUCUGCCUCCCCACUAUGACGACGUGGAGGUGUUUAUCCUGCAGCUCGAGGGUCAGAAGCACUGGAGACUUUAUGAGCCCACUGUCCCAUUGGCACGAGAAUACAGCGUGGAGCCUGAGGAGCGCAUUGGAAAGCCCACUCAUGACAUCUUACUUAAGGCCGGUGAUCUGCUGUACUUUCCCAGAGGAACUAUCCACCAAGCCGACACCCCUGCAGGAGUAACACACUCCACACACCUGACUCUCAGCACCUACCAGCACAUGUCGUUGGGAGACUUUGUGUUAGACGUGUUUCCCGGUUUGAUGAUGGACUCGAUGAACAGUGAUGUCAGUCUGCGUCGUGGUUUACCCAGAAACCUUCUCACUUCUGUAAGCACGAGUUCAGACGUAAGGAAGCAGGUUUGUGCGUUUCUGAGGGCACAAGCCGAGCGCUUGGAGCAGGACGGUCAGGAUCUUCGUUCCUGUGAAAUGAAGAGAGAUUUUAUCACCAACAGACUCCCUCCGUACCGGCUACAGGAGGAGGAUCUUUCUCCAGUUGGGAAGUUGCCGGGGCUGGAGGACUCGGUGUGUGUCCGGUUCAGAGAGCACAUUGUUCUCAUACAGGAGCCCAGUUCAGAAAACAUGGAUGAAGCCACCAAGUUAGCCGUGUUCGUCUUACACUCUUUAAGGAACAAGAGGGAAACUCACAUGAUGGGGGCUCGAGAUGAACACGAUGACUGUAGUGGUUGUGACGAUGAAGAAUGUGAAUCAGAAGAGGAACCGACAGCACAGGGUCUGGAGUUUCCUCUAUCGUACCUUCCUGCUCUGCAGCAGCUCCUGAGUGGAGAGCGCCUCCAUGUGGCUGAUCUGCCAAUGCAAGAGGACGCUGAUAAACUGGGCCUGGUGCUGGGGCUCUGGACACAAGGACUGCUGCAAGCCUGCUAACAGUCUGCUUUCUCAUUCAACUUAAUACAGACUCGAACAUGAAUAGCCUUCUGUGUAUUAUGUGGACUUAAAAUACAGACAACCUUAUUAAAAUACAUCUUUUGAA